Molecule: messenger RNA, 1215 nt
Organism: Truncatella angustata
Lineage: Eukaryota; Fungi; Ascomycota; Sordariomycetes; Amphisphaeriales; Sporocadaceae
Exons: 2
Coding region: 368-775 (135 amino acids)
Source: RefSeq, a predicted model, not a curated record
CAUGACCACUUUUCACCACUACACAGCAGCAACGGUCUGAACAAUGCCUUCUCCCUUUCGAUGCUGUCGAAAACUGGACAUGUUUGGUAGCUGUCAUGAACGCAAGCAGAUUCUGAAAUACCGGUUUCCAGUUCCGAUCCGCCCAUUGAUUGGGCUCAAUGCUGACUACUGCUUGCCAUUGUUGAAUCCAAAGCUGGCCCUCAAUGGCCCUCCGAAACGAUGUCGCCUAACCCCAAGAAGCCAUCUCCUGUCGAACGAACGAAAAGUACGAAACCAACAAAGCGGACGCAGGCGCAUAUAGUCACAAGACAUCUAAUCGCAUUACUGAGGGAGCACAAAUGUUACGGCUAUUGAUCUGGCCAACCACAUGCGGCACCCAUUUGAGUUCUACAGCAUGAGGUUGAACAAAAACACAUGGAGCUUGCGAAAGGCAGAUUAUGGGCAUUUCAAUUCGGAGUUCAUCCCAGCGAUUAUGUUCGGAUUCCUCGACAGGAAACUGACUUUCAGAGACCAUGUCAAGCACUGGACGGGCAAGGCAAGCCGAGUGGCGAAUCACAUCCGCAGUCUAUGCAACACCGUCAGAGGUCUUCCGGUAGCGUCGACAAGGAAAGCCGUCACGUCCUGUGUGAUCCCGGUUCUCACACACGGCCUUGACCGAGAUUGGAGCACUACAUCGACUAUGCAUGCUAUUGAUAUAUUUAAUCAAUCACAUUUAAUCGGAACAGGGCUCUCUCCGAAGCUUCCGACCACAGAACCCUGCGCUCAGCUGAUUUAGUCGGGCUAUGGGAUGCGCAUCGUGGAAGAUUCAAGUUGCGGCAAAACGCGGAAGGCGAAAGUGGUCAGCAGUUAGGAUCACUGUUCCAGCGGGAAACAUUUGGUUACGAGCAGAGUUUGUGGAGGAUUUGGGGAUCUGAAUUUGAAUGGCUGAUCCAAAUACUUCCUGCGAAACAAUUCUUACGCACUUCACUUUGCCCGUUAUCGCGAGGCGCUAAUUGCUUGGAAUUCCCUUGCCAUUUAUUACCUCAAGGUGAUCACGACGAUCUGGAGGUGACUGGAUGAUUAUUCUCGGUUGUGAGAUAGUUGUUCUUCUGAGUAAGCAGUUGUAUGUAAAUCAAACUUGCGAUAACAGAACCGAGUGCGCACCAGGUCUUGGCGUGAGCCAGAAGUAAUCAAGAGACAGAAUGUGACUAUUAUACUACCGAGUUCCUAAACCAC